This is a messenger RNA of Penicillium angulare, 984 nucleotides long. RefSeq names its product TauD/TfdA dioxygenase family protein. Gene Ontology annotation, molecular function: oxidoreductase activity. The annotation marks the transcript as partial. The transcript is spliced from 2 exons. The record is from RefSeq and is a predicted model, not a curated record. NCBI's taxonomy places the organism in Eukaryota, Fungi, Ascomycota, Eurotiomycetes, Eurotiales, Aspergillaceae.
AUGGCAUCUAAUGGCAUGCCAAUCUUGUCAUUUGAGCCGCUACACCCGACCUUUGGGGCCGAAUGCGUUGGAGUCGACUUCUCAAAACCGUUGACGGAAGAGAGCAUUGCUGAAAUCCGUACUGGGAUGGCAAAGUAUGGUGUGCUCGUCUUUCGCGCCACGGGCUUAGAUGAUGCCAGGCACGAAGCAUUUGCGCGAAAUUUUGGCGAGCCAGAUCUUUCUGCUGUUAAUCCGACCGCUGCCAAAAAGCUUCGGCUGGCGCCACAUAUGGAACUCGCUGAUGCGGGCAAUCUGGACGCAAAUGGCAAAUUAGUCUCCAAAGACAGCUUGAGAUAUCAGAUCAACCUUGGUAAUGGCCAGUUCCAUGUUGACUGCUCCUACAAUGCUCGUCGUGCCGGUUACUCCAUCCUCCGUGCCCACGAGCUCCCUCCUCCGGGUACAGGUGGUGGAACGGCAUUCGCAGACACAAGAACGGCCUAUCAUGAUCUUGAAAGCGGCACGAAGCAAGAUAUCAAGGAUAUUAUUCUGUGGCAUUCUAUACUUCACAGUAGACAAGCUGCUGCCCCAAGUUGCGAGCUUCUCAAUAUGUUGGAUGUGGAGGAUUUGCCAAUGAGUCGCCACCAGCUAGUACAGCUGCACGAACCGAGCGGUCGCAUGAAUCUAUACAUAGCGUCGCAUGCGUAUAGUAUUAAAGGAAAAAGUAAAGCAGAAAGCCAGCCGGUGAUCCAACGGCUCCUGGAACAUGCGAGCCAGGAGAAGUACGUGUUUAGAGUCAAUUGGCAGAACGAAGGUGAUAUCGUUAUGUGGGACAAUACUUGCGUCAUGCACAAGGCGUGCGGUGGCUCGUUUCAAGGUCGAUAUGCUCGGGAUAUGCGAAGGGCAACCAUCUACGACUCGUCCUCUACCGCUUAUGGCAUGAACACUUUCUGGAGCCAAACCUGGGAGAAGAUUCGUGUCAUAGUCACUGCAAUAGUCUUCGUAAAA